Zalophus californianus (California sea lion) is the source of this 1038-nucleotide messenger RNA. Its product is annotated as peroxisomal coenzyme A diphosphatase NUDT7-like. The record is from RefSeq and is a predicted model, not a curated record. Gene Ontology annotation, molecular function: magnesium ion binding; manganese ion binding; coenzyme A diphosphatase activity. Gene Ontology annotation, biological process: nucleoside diphosphate metabolic process; coenzyme A catabolic process. NCBI's taxonomy places the organism in Eukaryota, Metazoa, Chordata, Mammalia, Carnivora, Otariidae.
AUGUCCACCCAGCCGAGCGCUUCUGAGGCCGUCUCCGUCCGGAAACAAACUUUCCCCUGCAGGAUGGCACGACCCUCUGCGUCCCCGGAGCCGGUCAGAAACAGUUUGAUAGAUGAUGCUAAGGCCCGCUUAAAAAAGCAUGAUGUUGGGACCAAAUAUUCUCACUUGUCCUCUAACAAAUAUUCUGUCCUUUUACCAUUGUUGGCAAAAGAAGGAAAACUCCACCUGUUGUUCACCCUCCGGUCAGAGAAGCUAAGAAGGUCACCUGGAGAAGUCUGCUUCCCUGGAGGCAAGUCUGAACCAGCAGAUGUGGAUGAUGUGGAUACAGCUCUCCGGGAAGCCCAGGAGGAAGUAGGGCUGCAUCCUCACCAAGUGGAGGUUGUCUGCUGCCUGGUGCCAUAUCUGCUUGACAGUGAUACAUUGAUAACCCCAGUUGUAGGAUUUAUAGACCACAACUUCCAGGCCCAGCCUAAUCCCGAUGAAGUUAAAAGUGUGUUCCUGGUGCCUCUGGAAUAUUUCCUGCAUCCACAUGUCUACCACCAGCGUUACCUGACAUAUGGUCAUCAUGUUAUUAUUCAUUGCUUUGAGUACACAGACCCUAGAGAUGGUGUCACUUACCAGAUCAAGGGAAUAACUGCAAAACUUGCCCUGUUCCUUGCCUUAAUUAUUUUGGGGGAAAAUCCCAUCUUUGAAAUGGAGUUUAAUCUCAAUGAUCUGAUUUCAUCCUCUGAAGAGAUCUUCCUGAAACUAAAUAAGCAUGCUACAAGCAAGUUAUGAUUUAUGAGACCACCAUCCAAAUAGCUAAGAGGAUUUCGUGUGUGCUUCUCCAUAAGAACAACAGUAACACAAGCUGUCGGCAAUUGACAGGUGCGACUAUUUUUCCUGCAAUAUGAAGGUAAAAAACCUUGCCUUUUUCCCACUUGCCCUGUAUUACCUGAGAGAGCAAAAGUCUUUCAGAAGUGGAAAAAUGUGUUCAUAGUGUUGCAUAAUUUCACCCACAGCAUGUUAUUUUUUUGUACACACGUAUCCAGCACAUAG